Molecule: messenger RNA, 4279 nt
Organism: Hippocampus comes (tiger tail seahorse)
Lineage: Eukaryota; Metazoa; Chordata; Actinopteri; Syngnathiformes; Syngnathidae
Gene: smc1b
Product: structural maintenance of chromosomes 1B
Exons: 25
Coding region: 105-3875 (1256 amino acids)
Biological process (GO): sister chromatid cohesion
Cellular component (GO): chromosome; meiotic cohesin complex; nucleus
Molecular function (GO): ATP binding; DNA binding; protein binding
Source: RefSeq, a predicted model, not a curated record
AGACCUUUCCCGCCAGUCCAACAAAGGUCAUUCCAGUCCUGUCGUUGACUCGGUGGGAAAGUCCAUCUUUGUGUGGCUUUUCAGACGUCUAUUCCUUUUCAGUGAUGGGAUAUCUCUCAAAACUCGUGGUUGAAAACUUCAAGACAUGGCGAGGGAAACAAGUUAUUGGACCAUUCAUGGAGUUUAACUGCAUUAUUGGCCCCAAUGGCUCCGGUAAAUCCAACGUGAUGGACGCCAUAAGCUUUGCAAUGGGGGAGCGGGCGAGCUCUCUGCGGGUGAAGUACCUCAGUGACCUGAUCCAUGGAGCUCACAUCGGGCAGCCGGUGUCAGACAGAACCUGCGUCACCAUGUUCUACCAUCACGACCAGGACCAGGAGAUCAUCUUCUCUCGGGGUUUUUCUGGCGACUCCUCCGAGUAUCUUAUCAAUGGCAACCGAGUUACUCUCAGCCAGUACACAGAGGAGCUUGCCAAGAUCGGCAUCAUCACCAAAGCUCAAAACUGCCUCGUGUUCCAGGGUGCAGUGGAGUCCAUCGCUUUGAAGAACCCCACGGAGCGUGCCAAGCUUUUAGAGCUUAUCAGUCAGUCCAAAGAGUUUGCGGCUGAGUACAACCAGAAGAAGGAGGCCAUGCUGAAGGCCAAGGAGGACACCAAUUUUCAGUUCAACAAGAAGAAAUCAGCAGCUGUCGAGACAAAGCAGAUAUCUAAUGAUAAAUUAGAGGCUAAAAAAUACCAGCACCUGCUCGAUGAUAUUCAACAGAAGCGUGUGCAGCUGAGCCUGGCUGGGCUCUACUAUAAUGAGAAGGCCAUCGAGAGGACUAGCGACACUCUGAGUGUCGAGCAGAGUGCUGUGGCCGCUCAGAACGCUUCUCUGCAGGACCAUGAGCAGACGGUGAAAACCCUCAAGAAGGAGCAUGGACGCCUCUUCAGGGAGCAGCAGCAGAUGGAGAAAGAGAUACGCACCCAGGAGCAUGUCCUGUCCCAGUCUCGUUCUCACUUCAUCAAAGCCAAAGUGAACACCUCCCAUCAUCUCAAAAAGAUAGACGAACUUCAAGCGUCGAUGAAAAAGUGCCAGAAAGCCUUAGCCUGGACGGAGCAGGAACUUGCUGAAGCCCAGCGGGAAAAAGAGGAGUUGGAGAAGACCUGGAGGGUCUAUGAGGAACAAUUUCGGGGGCAAAGAAUGUCCCAUGGCAUGGACGUUGAACUGGAUAAGAGCCAGCGAGAGCGCUACGAAGAACUCAAGGAGCUGUCCAGGAAGCAGAGUGCAGUGCUGGGUCAGCAAGCCGAGAAGCUGCAGAUGGAUGUCAAGGCAGUCUAUGAUCAGAUAGAGUUUGAGCAGCGCAAACGGAAGGAGGUGCAGGCUGGAAUCAAGAACAACAAGACGCAGUUGGAUGAUUUAAGCCACAGAGCGGAGAAGCUCGAGCAGUACAUCAAGGCUUGCAAGUCAUCGCUUGAUGACCUCUGUCACGAGGAGGAGAGCUUGCAGGCACAGUUGCAGCGUGGCAGAGAGCGUACUGCCCAGGUGAAAGAGGAGCUGGGCCAGGUACUGGAGCAACUGGGGGACGCCCGUCUGGAUAGCCAGGAGAGCAAAUGGCAGCGACAGCGCAAAGAGAUCCUGGAAAAGAUGCACAGGCUCUUCCCUGACGCAGUGUACGGCCGCCUGUGUGACUUGUGCAGCCCCAUCCACAAGAGGUAUCAGCUCGCCGUCACCAAGGUGUGCGGCCGCUUCUUGAAGGCCAUCGUGGUGUCGACAGAGAAGGCGGCUCAGGCCUGCAUCAACUUCCUCAAGGAGGAGCGGGCCGAGCCUGAGAUCUUCCUGCCCAUCGACUAUUUGGAUGUGAGUCCCCUGAAUGAACGAUUGAGGGAGAUACCGGGCGCCAGGUUGGUGGUGGACGUUGUGCUCAUCAAUAUGUCCACAAACGUGCCACACCUGAAGAGCGUGGUGCAAUUUGUGUGUGGCAACACGCUGGUGUGUGAAACCAUUAAAGAGGCCAAGAGCGUUGCCUUUGAUGGGGAGCACCGCCUUAAGACCGUAUCUCUGGACGGGACCCUGUUUUCAAAGUCUGGUAUAAUCUCCGGAGGCUCCAGUGAACUGCGCACCAAAGCUCGCUGCUGGAAUGACAAGGAUGUCCUCAGGCUGAAGACUAAAAAAGACCAGCUGGCUGAUGAGCUACAGGAACUAAUGAGGUUCAGGCGGAAGGAGUCGGACCUGAAACUGAUUAUUGCACAGGCUCAGGGUGCCCAGACCCGCAUGAAGUAUUCAAAAAAUGAUCUGGAUAACCUUGGGAAGAAAAGCAUCCCUAAAUGCCUCGGGGACAUUUCCCGUAAUGAGAGUGAACUGGCAAACUUGGAUGUCCAGAUCCAAAUGCAGCUGGAAAGUGUGCAGGCAAAGGAAGCUGCCUUGAAGAACCUUAAAGGCCAGAUUGAACAGACAGAGGCAAUGGUCUUUUCUGACUUCUGUGCUGAGAUCGGUGUGGACAACAUCAGAGUGUUUGAGCAGGAGCAGCUGAAAUAUCAGGAAGAGCAUGACAGGAAGUGUUUGCAGUUUGAGAGCCAGUGCAAUCGUUUGAAAGCCAAGCUGGAGUAUGAACAAAGUCAACUAGAGAAGCAGAAGAUGAAGCUCAGUGAAAUGCAGUCCUCCAUCGACCAGGAAGAAAGCAACAUGGCCAAGAAGAGAAAGGAGGAGGAAAAGCUGCUGGUGGCCGUUGAAAAAAAUGACAACAAACUGCAGGAGAUGAAGAACCAGCUGCUGGCAAACAAGAGGCAGGUAGCGUCUGCCAAAAAGGAGCUGGAUGAGAAAAUCCUUCUGCUCAAAGAGAUUAACAGAGAGUUGGUGAAACUUCAGCGGGAGGUGAUGAGUGCCGAGAGCAUCCUGGAACAGAAACGUUUAGUCCGACACAACUUGCUACUGGCCUGCAAGAUCGAGGGCCUGCCAAUCAAUUUGCUGUCAGGUGACCUGAAUGACAUCAGCCAAAUGGAGCUGGAUGAAGGGUCUCAAAGUCCUUCGACCACAAUGCACAUCUUUGAGAGGGAGGCCCAGCUUGUUAUCGACUACUCUUGCCUGGAAGCUGAGAACAGGAAUGUGCCUGCAGAGGAGUACGACAACUAUCUCGAGGGGCUGAAGGAGUCUCUUCACGCCGCAGAGGAACAGCUAAAACGCACAGCCACGCCCAACUUGAAAGCUGAGGAAAAGUUGAGGGAGGUGAAGGACAAGCUACAAGACGUGACAGAUGCCUUCAGAGCCAGCACGAUUGCCACCAGGAAGUGCCAACAAGAGUUUGAAGAAGUCAAAGCGAAGCGCUUCCGUCUCUUCAGCCAGUGCUUCGAUCACGUGUCCGCCGUCAUUGACGGCAUCUACAAGAGAAUAUGCUGCAACAAGAGCGCCCAGGCCACUCUGUCUGCCGACAAUCCGGAAGAGCCAUAUCUCGGUGGCAUUAACUACAGCUGCGUGGCUCCCGGGAAGCGCUUCAUGUCCAUGGAAAAUCUAUCAGGCGGGGAGAAGGCCAUCGCCUCUCUGGCUUUGGUGUUUGCUAUCUACAGUUACUGUCCAGCUCCCUUUUUGAUUUUGGACGAGGUGGACGCUGCCCUUGACAACUCCAACAUCGGGAAGGUGACUAACUUCCUGCGGGAGGAAUCCAGAAAGAAAAUGCAGGUCAUCGUCAUCUCCCUGAAGGAUGAUUUUUUCUCCAAGGCUGACACCCUGUUGGGCAUUUACCCGAAUUUUGAUGGCUGUAUGUUUAGUCAUAUCCUGACGUUGGACCUGCGUGCGUUCCCUAUUCUGGAGGACGACAAUGGAACACCUACGAGGACCAGGGCCAGGGAGAACAGCUUGCAAAAUAGCUCUACAUCACAUUCAUUGGUUUCACUGUUUCAUUGAAGUGUUUUUCGCUGAAAAAGAAAGUUCCUCCUCCGUUAGAUUUCCUUGCAAGUUUGGUGUUUAACUGUCCCUGUUUUAGAAACAGAAGGGUUUCAUAUUCCAAAUGUGUUCUCUAGGAAAUGUGUGUUAAUGUGCUGCGAGCUUCAGUGUGUUUUAAUGACUUCAGUCUACUUGAGCUAUUGGUACUUAAAAUUAACGAAUUCACCUGUUUGAAAAAAUUCGCCCGUUUCCACUGUGUGUUUUAGCUUCAGUUGGCCUCACGGGGGCGUAAGCGGCCUUCUCAGCCGGUUGACCACUUAACACAAAAAGGUCUCAGAUCUUUGUAACGUUGUGCAGUUUGUACCCAGUGCUAAUUAUUACGUUUCUGUUCCUUUACAGUCAAUAAAUAAUUUGUUUAACCACUA